This is a messenger RNA of Durio zibethinus, 1531 nucleotides long. Its product is annotated as large ribosomal subunit protein eL20z-like. The record is from RefSeq and is a predicted model, not a curated record. NCBI's taxonomy places the organism in Eukaryota, Viridiplantae, Streptophyta, Magnoliopsida, Malvales, Malvaceae.
CACCACCCCAAAAACAAAAACCUUAAUACAGGCCAACCCUUUUUUCUUCUUUUUUUUUUUUAAAUUUUUUCUGUCCUUAGCCUUUGAUACAGUGACUAAAGAGGACAUAAAAAAUUUGAUUUUGAGCCAAAGCUGUGUCGCUUUUUUCGGGGGCUAUUCCGUGGGUUAUGUUCAUUCUAUCUAAAAUGUAAGAGAGGAACCAUUUCUUUUCCUAGUUGAUCCAUCAACAUAACCAGAUCCCAUUUCCUAAACAAAAAUCACCCAAAGAGAAAAGACAAGAUGAGUGGUGAAGAGAAAAACAGAGCUGUAGUUGUAGAUCACCAGCAUCACCAAUAUGGAACUUUCCAAGGAGUAGCCAACUACCCUCCACCACUUCCUCCACAGUACCAGCACCAUCACCAUCACCAUCAGCCGGCUAUUGGGUUUCCUGAGCCUGUUCCACCUCCUGGCCUACAUCAGCCCUCUGCUCCUUCUGCUCCUCAGUAUUACCCCCAAGGUUAUCAAACCGUUCCAGGUUAUGCUGUUGCUGAAGGAAGACCAGUAAGAGAGCAUCGCCUACCGUGCUGUGGCAUUGGUGUUGGAUGGUUCUUGUUUAUCAUUGGUUUCUUCCUUGGGACCAUCCCCUGGUACAUUGGAUUGUUUGUUCUACUCUUUGCAAGGAUAGACUACCGAGAGAAACCAGGAUAUAUUGCUUGCACAAUUGCUGCCAUUCUUGCUACAAUUGCAAUUAUUCUUGGUGUAACGAUGGGAGUUGAUGAUUGGUAAGCUCUUCUGAGAUGUAUAGGCUGGAAAAUAAAAUAUGUCUUUUAAUGAAAGUUAUCUUUAUGAGAACUUGCUAGAAGAGUUUGUGAGAACUAUAAUCAUGAAUGAUGGAAUAUUCGUAAUGUUUAUUUAUCAUCAAUGCUCUGAGUUAAUUUUACUCCAUAAACUUUUAUGAAGAUUUGUUAAGCAAAUACAUAAUAUAUAUUGUGCUAAGUUGUAUGCAUGGUCUGCAAUAUAAUCUUAUACUUAGAAUACGAGUAUCGAUUUGUGGUUGAUCUGCACAACCUUAACCCUAGGAAGCUUUAUUUUAGUACUUUGUUUCCCAAUAAUAUCAAUACAAUUAUCAGAAAUCUUCAACACUUGAUAACAUUUUGGGUGAUGAAAUGAGGAAUGUUAAUUGGAAAAGUACUAGAAGGGAUCUAAACUCCGUAGAAAAGAGCUAGUAAAUCAUUGGUCAUCUAUAUGUAUGGUUGAAUUACACCUGUUUCUAUCAUUUCAGUUUUACUUCUGUAGUGGUAAAUAAUAUAGCUAACAAUGAUGGUUAUGAAAAUGGGUAAAAGGGAAAUGGAGAGAAAUAGAACCAUUUUUAGGUGCAAAAUGGAGAUGAAAGAAGGUAGAAAAUGCAGAUUUUCCUCAAUUGGAUUGUGCUAUCAAUGUUCAUUUUCCUUUCUAAUUCUUAUACUCUUACCCAACUUAUUUUGAAUGAACUCUAAUCAAAGACAUUAUUAUUCAUAACCGUGAAGUGGUGCGAAAUUAUUAUGUUCGGUAA